Mesitornis unicolor (brown roatelo) is the source of this 855-nucleotide messenger RNA. RefSeq names its product ribonuclease P/MRP 38kDa subunit (gene RPP38). Gene Ontology annotation, molecular function: ribonuclease P activity; ribonuclease P RNA binding. Gene Ontology annotation, cellular component: fibrillar center; ribonuclease MRP complex; nucleolar ribonuclease P complex. Gene Ontology annotation, biological process: tRNA 5'-leader removal. The record is from RefSeq and is a predicted model, not a curated record. Bases 16 to 855 code for a protein of 279 amino acids. Lineage: Eukaryota; Metazoa; Chordata; Aves; Mesitornithiformes; Mesitornithidae. The transcript has a single exon.
CAAAACCACCUCAGGAUGUCUGUAAUCCCGCGAGGGACAGCAACGCUUCGUAAAGCAAAGAAAAUCACUGUAAAAACGUGUCUCGAUAACCCCUUUGUUUUGGAAUGGAAAACUAUAGAUGGAGAAGAUAUGCAUUUCAUACUGCAGACCUUAGAAGAAAGGAUCAAACAUACUGGUCUUAAAAAGAUCGAGACUGCAAGAAAGAAAAAACGUUCCCUUUCAAAAAAACAAAUGGAAAGAAAGCGUGAUGCUAGCACCAAUGAACUCGCCAAGGAGGAGGAAACAGAAGGCCAUCAGCAAAAACCAGGAUGGACUGAUAUAAGUAUCCGAAGGCAGCUUGCUAUUGGAGUUAAUGAAGUUACAAAAGCACUGGAAAAAAAUGAACUUCUUCUCUUGCUGGUGUGCAAGUCUGCAAAACCUGCCAUGAUCACGUCGCAUCUCAUCCAGCUGAGCGCAAAUCGAGCCACGCCAGCAGGACAGGUUCCCCGUCUCAGUGAAACAGUUGCACCGCUUCUUGGCUUAACGUCCAUUUUAGCACUAGGCUUUAAAAAGCAGUCAGACAAAUUUACUGAAGCAAUAGAAGCAAUAAUUCCAAAGAUCCCAGCGUUGGAGGUGCCCUGGUUUCAGUUCAGAGCUGAAGAAUCUGUUGCGCAUUCAGAUUCCUCAGAAGUUCACGAACCCGAGCAGCUCGCAGAGGGGCCCGGGGACGAGCUCACAAGCCAGAAGCGGAAGCGCACGGAGAGCAGUCAGCUCGAUCUUGCCCAUGUAAUUCUGCAGCCUCUGAAAAUCAAGAAACUUGUUCCAAAUCCAAAUAAGAUAAAGAAACCUCCUCGCAGAAAGAAAAAAGCUUUUUGA